UCAGUGUUUCGGUGUAAUUUAAGUUUGUCUGCCCUCAGAAUUGCAGUCCUCGUUACCUGGAUCAUUAGGGAUAAAGCCACUUAGGUUAAGUGUAGCAAAAUUCCCAAAAGAAGAAGAAGAAGAAGUUCUUGUUUUCAAAAAGUUUGUCUUCAGCAAAUCGCUUUUGAUUUUGAACUUACCGAAGCAUGAAUUUUAUGAUUAAAAAUUUUUGUUCAACUGACUUAAGGAAUAUAAAAUUGAAGAAACCUUGUGGAUGUAUAGGGACAAGGAUAUGCAUGAAAUGUGUGGAAGUGGAAGAAAACUCCAAUUUUAACUAUAAUCAACAGUUGGACAGCGGUGGAUUUCGUUGUAGCUAUGCCUUUGUAGAACCACCCGAAGAGUUUCUGAAUAGCAUAAACUUUCCUAUUUGCGAUUCCUCGGAUGAAGAAGCUCCUUCUUCCUGUAAAGUGAUCAAUGUUUUGGAACCGUAUCCAGAAAUAGAUGGAUAUAAAUUCCCUUAUUUUGAGCUUCUGCGUCCAGUCAUUUUGGAUGAAGAAAUUAUCACUACUGAUGAGGAAGCACAUGAAGAUGUUCAAAAAAUCACGAAAAAAAAAGAAGUAAAAAGAAAUCAUACCAAAAAAGAAAGAAGAGAAACAAGAGUUAAGACAUAUAAAACUGACAAACAUGCUAAGUCCCAUCACAGAGAAAGUAAAAGAAGAAGAGAAAGGCAUUCUUCAUAUUCUUCAAAUUAUGAUUCAUCAAACUCGAAUGAUCAUGAUUUAUCCAUUCAUGGUGAUGACGAAUUUGCAAACAAUUUAAAGGAUUAUAUCAAGGUUAGGCGAAGAGGUCAAGUGAAAAAAUCAAAACCGAAAGGGAAAACACUUUCCGAUUGCUUUCAAUCAGGCAGUCCUCUUAAGACGGUAACUCAUGAGGAGGUUGAAAGUGUACAGUCUACUGCAGAAAAUUUUUCUGAGAUCGAAAAUGAAAAAGCAUGCUCUGCUGCACAAAAAGGAGGAAAACAUGAUGAAGUUUUGACAGAGGAAACUUCUGAAAAUAGCUCCCAAUCCAUCACUUUCAAAGAAGAGGAAAGAGCCACGUGCGAAUUACCCCCUUCAUUAGACAACAGAAAAGAUCCAUCUCCUGCUAUUGAAACUGGUAUGAAAGCAAUCAAGCUGAUUGAAAAUUACUCAUCACAUAGUGAUGAAGAAAAUGAAAACGAUGGGAAAUCUAGCUACGAUAAUCAGGAUGAAAGGAAAAGAUCUCGUAAAAGAUCUCCUGAUAGAGGAAGAGAUACGGAUUACAAGAGGAGUCGUUAUAGCAUCGAAGAGGAUAGAAGUGAUUAUCAUGAGGAAGGAUAUUCUAACUUUGAUGAAUAUGGAGAAAAUCAAACAUAUUAUUGCAAAUACUGUCUCAAGACAAUGAACAGCUGGCUUACUUGGGAAAGUCACGUUCUUGGCAAAAAACACAUCAAAGCUAAAAAAUUAGCCCACCCCGAGAGGAUGGCAAGUGAAUCUGUUCCGCAACUGAAUGCUGAUGUUUCUCGAAGAUUGAGAAUUAAAGCUGCACCUCUAGGUUACGAAAGAGUGAGCUGUUCUCAGCCGUCAAGAAUUCAAAAUCUUGUAGAAAAUCUUAUUCGUGAGGGCAGGAUGCUCAUAGGAUUGGAGCAUGUGACGGAACUGAUAGGACCUCAAAAUGACUUCUCAUAUUAUUGCUGCCUAUGUGAUGCAAUUUGCAUGGCUAACUCGAUUAUCGGACAUUUACUUAGCUUCAGGCAUAAACUAAGUUUUGUGAAAAUACGCAACCACCAGCUCUAUGACAAGGUAAAUUUUGAAAAAAAGUCAACGGCUGAGCCUAAAGUAAACGCAUUUUUCCAGCAGGCGAGGGAACCACCUGGUAUUAUAAAAGUUGUCAAAGAUAUUCCUAUGAGACAUAAUGAUCUUGAUUUACCUGAGCCUCGUUCAAGCUUACCAAGGUAUUUUUCAGAUACUGCUUCGAUGAUUUCUGAAUACAGCAUGGCUGAUACUAUAGAUCCAGAAGUCAGACAAGUUGAGCCUGUGACCACAAAAGGCGAUUAUUUCUGCAAGGUUUGUAACAGCCACAUGAACUCCGAAAAUAUGUGGAUCUCGCAUGUUAAUGGAAAGCGUCAUCUGAAGAAUGUAAACAAAGCACCUGGAGAAGCUCCAAGUAAAGUAAAAUUUGUUAAAUCCAAUGCUCCUGCCCGACUUCUUGAUGUAAUUGCAGAUUGGGAAUCGUAUGAAGAAAAUAGAACUGAAAUCAUUUGUGGAUUAGACUAUAUUUGUGAAAGGCAUCUGGAGAAUGGACAUGAGUUAUACAACUGUUACUUGUGUCAUUCCAAUUGCACCCCACGAGAGAUAAUAGAUCAUCUUAUAUCACUGAAACACAUGAGAAAAUAUAUUGAGAAAGAAGACCCUGCAGCUGCUGAAAAUCUCACUAAAUUGACGACAAACAUGUCAAACUAUGGCAUAAAGUCGCUACAUUUAGAGGCAUGUGUAAAUUUGGUAAAAGAAAGAGGGGUAGGCAAGAUUGAAGUUUUAGUACCAAAGUGAAUGGACAAAUUUCCAAGCCUUCCAAAUAGUCUCAAGUGCUGACCGUUUGAAAAAUGGACUUAUAACUAUUUUAUGCCAAAGACAUGGCUCAAGAUGUUAUCAGGUACGGAUCCAGAAGGGUGGUCAUGACCCCCUCCUAAAGCUAUAUUUUGGGGUAAUUAUGUUUCAAAAAAUCACAACAGACCCCUUAUUCUAAGCACAAAACUGCACUUUGAUCCCUCCUUUUUUGACCCCUUUCGGAACCAGAAGCUGGAUCCCCCUGAUUGUUCUUGUAUAUUUAUGUUUCUGAAGUAUUGUAUAUUGUACCAAAGCAUUGGUUUGAAAAUUCAUCUAUAAUAAAAUUGUUUUCAA
Messenger RNA from Uloborus diversus, 2897 nucleotides. RefSeq lists its product as uncharacterized. Gene Ontology annotation, cellular component: nucleus; precatalytic spliceosome. The record is from RefSeq and is a predicted model, not a curated record. Gene Ontology annotation, molecular function: double-stranded RNA binding; single-stranded RNA binding; zinc ion binding. NCBI's taxonomy places the organism in Eukaryota, Metazoa, Arthropoda, Arachnida, Araneae, Uloboridae. The transcript has 22 exons. Bases 186 to 2546 code for a protein of 786 amino acids.